Tachysurus fulvidraco (yellow catfish) is the source of this 3468-nucleotide messenger RNA. RefSeq names its product immunoglobulin-like domain-containing receptor 2 (gene ildr2a). The transcript has 11 exons. Bases 62 to 2119 code for a protein of 685 amino acids. Gene Ontology annotation, biological process: pancreas development. NCBI's taxonomy places the organism in Eukaryota, Metazoa, Chordata, Actinopteri, Siluriformes, Bagridae. The record is from RefSeq and is a predicted model, not a curated record. Gene Ontology annotation, cellular component: membrane.
CUCUCUCUCUCUCUCUCUCUCUCUCUCUCUCUCACACACACACACACCCGAGCGGAGGAGGAUGAGGCGAAAAGAAGGAAAACAUGUUCACGACUGUACGGAUUAUAACGCUUCGAGUGUUAGAAUGAUUUUCCUCCUGGUCUGGUGGUUUACUGGGACACAUUUUACAGCUCUGCCAUGGUGUGAGGCGGUACAGGUGAGCGUGCGCGACGGGCGCCGUUUCGCAAUGCUUUUCCAGUCGGUGGUUCUGCCAUGUCAGUAUACAAGCACCUCUACUCAUACACCAGUGGUGCAGUGGUGGUACAAGUCAUACUGCCGUGACCGUACGCGUGACGCAUUCAGCUUUCCAGAGUCUCUUGGGGUCCGGGGGUCAGAACUGGGGGCCACCUCCCAUCUGGACUGCAGCGACACCGGCCGGACGGUCCGGGUUGUGGCCUCUGGACAGGGAUCCUCUCUCACCAUUGCUGAUUACUACAAAGACCGAGACAUCUCCAUUAUCAACAAGGCUGACCUGCGCAUUGGAGAGUUGCGAUGGGGUGACAGUGGAGUUUAUUUCUGCAAGGUGGUGAUCGCUGAUGACUUGGAAGGCCAGAAUGAAGCUCAUGUGGAACUGCUGGUUCUGGGUCAGACAGGUGUGGCUGAUGAUCUCCUGCCUGAGAUAGAUCUGGAGAUUAUGCCAGAGUGGGUGUUUGUGGUGGUUGUAGUCCUCGGUGGUGUCUUGUUCUUCAUCCUGGCCGGUGUGUGCUGGUGUCAGUGCUGUCCUCACUCCUGCUGCUGCUACGUGCGAUGCUGCUGUUGCCCUGAAACCUGCUGUUGUCCUCGCCACUUGUAUGAAGCUGGGAAAGGCAUAAAAACUACACCCUCCGUGCCAGUAGCACUCUACCCUCCAUACUACAUGCAAGGCAUGCCCACCAUGGUGCCCAUCUCUCCUCCGUCUCUCGUUGAGUCCAAGAUAUCCAUGGCACCAUCCGUCGAUAACAAUAAUAUCUCUUCGUCUCAGCAGCCGUCAGUGCACGGUGGGUAUCGUCUCCAGCCCACGCCGGAUCAGAAUUCACUGAAAGUGCUGCAGUAUGUGGAGAGAGAGCUGGUGCAUUUCAACCCUUCUAAGACCCUCAGCAGUCAUGACACUUGCAGUAUGUCAGAACUUAGUUCCUUACACGAAGCAGAGACAGAUUUCCACCAGGCUUAUCGGAAGGUUCAGAAGAAAGCACUUCCAGCCAUUCCUGAUAUGGAUGACCCUCCAGACCUACUGAGUAGAGAAAAGUCUCCAGUGCACGCACAAACUUCCACUCGACUUCCUCAUCAUCGAGUGAAGGAUGAUCACCCAAGGUGGAACCCUCGUUCUGAGCACUUGCAGAGGAAGGCUUUCCAAAUGAAAGGACGCACAGGCUCUCUGGACGAGCUUGAGGAGUUUGCCAUGAGCUACGUGCAGCGACGGCACCACGAUGACUUUAGUGACGAAGAAGACGGUCACUUUACAUGUUCAAAACAAAGGCAGCGCGAACACGAGCACGACCGGCGGAGAGAACAGGAGCUGGUGCAUGACCGUUAUCCAUACCACAACUCUAAACGUUAUUCUCCUAAAGAUUUUCAAGACAGACCUCGUCCUCCAAGUCCUCCUCCUGUACUGGGCAAUUCAAAGAGACGAGAUACAGGAGACAGCAAUCUUCGGCGUGAUCGCAACGCAUGGGACUUGAGAAGGCAGGAAGUCGAGAGCAGACAGGACUACGAUGACGCCCUCCUCAAUAGCUUAUUGGAACGCAAAGCAAAAGCCGGGAGGAGCUUGUCUUCGAAAGGUGGACGGAAUGAGGAAGAAUCAGAUAGGCCCUCGAAGAAUAGUUCUCAAAAGAGCUGCCACAGUCACUCACCUAGCAACAGACCAACAGAGGACGAGUCGUUGCCCCCGUACGCAGAAAGGGAACCAGAGCGUUUCCGUGGAGCUGUGAACUCUCACCCACCCUUGACUUCCACACGCUCCAGAAAAGAACAGGAGAAUAAAGAGGAACUGAGUAGGCCGCGGAAAGUGACAUUUUUUGAUGAACAGAAUUCGCAGGUUGAUUCGGACCUAGGUUUUUCCGUCACGGUUCGAUUUGUACCUCGAAUCGACAACAGAAAAUAAACCUGUACACAGAACACACUCCUAAGCAGAGAUUCGCUCAUAGUCUGAGCUGUAAAGCCAGGUCUCACACGCACUUGCUCUCCAUCCAGCAUCUGUUGUCUUCCCACUCUGAUCUUCACACUUUUCACCUGCUAAUUGGCCGUCUGACGUCCUGGAACGCUCGGAGGAUUAAAAGGAGGAGAAGUGUUUAUUACAGCAACGUCCAAACAGUCCUGGAAAAGCUCUAGUUUCACAAAGACGCUUUGUUCUCUUAAAUAAAAACAACUGUUACUUAUGUGGACUACAAGCAGCCAGGAAGCUGGUGGAGCUACAGGUUUACGAAGACACGAUCAAAGUGGUAGUAUUUUAUUGUAUGGUACCUUUAAAAAAAACUGUUAUUAUUCUAAUACUUUUGUACUCUUUGGUAAAGGUUGUCCACGUUACAAGGAACUUUUGCAGCGAUACAAAGUGGACUUAAAGGAACUGUGUUUAUUUUAAGAAGGACACAUGCUGUGAUUGUAGGAACAUGAAGGCAUUAUGGGUAAUGCUACGUUCACACACAGAAUGAUUUUAUCCCUGCAAGUCUUAUACUAUACUGUACUAUAAAGUCGCCAGGAAACUCGUUGCCAUAGUAAUAACACAACUAGCAUACAGACUAACGACAGUCUUCUUGCUACUAAAACAAAAUGUUAAUGAGGGAGAUUUUGCUGUUUGUGUAUAAAAUUCAGCAGCUAAAAUGAAUCACUAGACACGCCCACAUCUAGUCACCAGAGAACGGCUGCUCUCGUUGAAAAUAGAUAAACUCCUGUCACCUUGUAGCUGUAUGUGUGAACGUAGCAUUGGGAAACAGCGUACACACGGGUCAUUGUAAUGACACGCAACCAUGAUUUCACACGACGUCACCAGGGGACGCUGUGCGAGAUCAGACCGUGGAUGAUGUCACGCACCUUUUGUGGCAUCUUGUAUCUUUCAGCCCUUAUUGUUAUGUGCCAACAAACAAUGCCAUAUGUGUUACGUUAUCUGGAGAAUGAAGUUUUUUUAAUGUCUGUUUUAAUACAAAAAUAAUAAUUGAGAAACUUUGGCAAUUAUUAAUUCUAUGCCUGUUUUUUUUUUUUUUUUUUUUUUUUAGCUUAUUUUCUAUUUGUGUCUACAUAUGUGGACAUUGUGUUUUGACACUUAUUAUUACUGUAUCUUGGCUACGUGGUAUUUUCAAUAUUUAAUACUAAAUCAUAUCAUUAACUUAAAUAUAGCGGUUAGAGGAACAUUCUGGCUCUUUCUAAACCAAUCUCUGUAUGUUGUGUCUAAAAUGUGAAUAGACUGAAUGUCACAUACAAGCAGUGACACGAGAAAUAAACUGAAACCCAACAUUA